AUGAAGAAGAAAAAUUUCAGCGAAAAAAUGAACUCCUUUUUGGAGAGCAAAAAAAAGAGGGAGGAAAAUUUAUCCUCCGUGGAGGAAAAAAAAAAAAAAAAAUUUGACAAAAGUAAUUUUACAGAACGGAGGAACGACGAGUUGGCGAAAAAUGCUGUGCAUGUAAUUGCAGGCGGGGGGGGGAUACACCGGACGGACUACACUAAGCAAGUCAUGCGAUGUGUAGAAGCGCACGCGGAGGGGAGGAGUGGAGCAACCCCACAAGGGGAAAACAAAUGCGAUGAGCAGUACAGUCAAGCGAACGGGAGGGAAACACAACAGAAGGGAAGCAGUAAUAGGUAUAACUACACAAACAACGUGGUGACCAUCGAACGGAACAGCCACACUGAGCCAACUGUCGGCAAAGAAAGCGAAGAAUCUUAUGUGGGACGGACGGACGAACUCUCCCUACACAAUGCCAUCAACCACCCAAUGGAAAAAAUGAAGAAGCUAAGGAUAAAAACCACGCACAGGUAUUUGAGCAAAGCAGAAGAUGCGUCAUACAAAUUGGUGAAGGACUACCACAGAGAGGUUGACAAAUGCAUAGAGGAAAUAAAAAGCGAAACGUUUUUAAAGGCAAAUUUGCUCAAAAGCGAAAUGGAGAGCAUACUAACCCAGGUGGAAAGACUCACACAAGAAGCGUUGGACUUAAAGUGGGAUGGAGAUCCACCACCAAGAGGAGAAAACUCACAAGGAGAAAUGAAAAGGUACCACUCCUACGUUACACGCUACACACAUUUGAUGGAGUCAAAACUUUGUGAGAAAUUCAUCCCAACAAAUGGCGAAGCGGUGGAGGCUCUCCCGAUGAACGACCCCCCCAGCAUGAAGGACCACUCGGAAAAUAUAAAAAAAAAAUGUAUACUAAAUGAAAUAAAAAAAGAGGUAGACAGGAGAGGAGAAGACAUCAAAGAGAAAUGGGAAUGUGUGCAAAAUUUAUUCACCAAAUUGAACGAAAAAAUUAAAAAUUUUAUUUCCCAUUUUGAGAGGAAACACGAAAUGGCAACAAACAAAUUGAGUGACAAUACGCAGCGGAUGGAAUCCCAAAUGAAGGAAAAAAUAUUCUACAGCACAGAGGAAGCUUCCCAAUUGGUUGGCACCGAAAUGGAAAGAGCGAAACAGUUUUUCCUGGACUUCCUCACCCACUUUAAUGAUUACGUAACGGAGACGUAUAAUUAUGUAUACCAAAAGUACCAUCGGUGUGAAUGCGUUUUCCGCCGAGACAUCCUUCGCCAGCAGAGCUACCGAGACGUCUGCUGCGUCUACGCCACCAUCUCGAAAAACUACCUCCACGGAUUACCCGCGGAUAAAGUUUUUAACCGCCUCAUGGCUACGCUGGAAGGUAACUACAACGCUGUGUACGCCAGGAGGGUUGGCCUCCCGCCCGACCAGUUCUUCGCCGGCUUCCUAGCCGCGCCGCAGGGGGGGGGAGCGGCGUAUGGCGAAGCGGCGGAUGGAGAUGCGGUGGAUAGCAAUGCGGCGAAACUCCACCAGCGACACUGCGCAGACGUCUACCAGCGGCAGAAUCAACACUAUGAGGAGUACCUCCAAAGGUACGAGGAGAUAAAGGCGGAAGUGGUCCGCUACAGGGAGGUCGUUCUGCACACCUUCUUCCACUUGGACAACUUCGCCGCGGCGACGGCGGCGGUGACGGCGGCGGAAACUGCGGCGGAGACAACCGCGACGGCUGGAGGGAGGCCGCUUCUCAGGGAGGCCCCAAAAAAGGCCCCCCCCAAAUGGCGCAAAAAGGAGAAGGGCGCUGGGAAGGAAAACUUACCGCCAAAAUGGAAUGCCCAGGGAGAAGUAAAAAGGGAAGACCGCCCAGAGGGGGAACCCAGUAAAGGGAAGCACCCCAAAGAAGGUAACCACAGGGAAGGCAGCCACAGGGAAGGCAGCCACAGGGAAGGCAGCCACAGGGAAGAUGACCCCAUGGAGGGCAACCCCAUGCAGGGCAACCACAUGGAAGAUGACCCAAACGGAGAAGCUCAAAAAAACGACGAGCACAGCCACGAAACGAUCCUCGCACAAAUCUGCAAACACAAAAGCGCUUUCAUAAAAUGCACGGAAAACAUUCUGGCGAAUUACAACCUGAUGAACUUGAGGGACGACUACUUCAUCCUCUCCUUCUUCUCCAUUUUGGAGACCUUAAAAAGUGAAAUCCUGAUGAUGAGCUCCCACGUAGAAAGUGAAAUGAAGGCAUCUAUCCACCAGUGCUGUGAGCGGAACCGUCUGUUCCUCUGCCACUUUGAUACAUUGCUGAGGGAAUACAACUCCGUUGUGAGGAGGUGCCUGAAGUGUAAGGACCACCUGGUGAUGCUCAAAUUGAUAGCCGAUAAAGAAGAAGCGAAGAAGAAAUUGGAAAGCUGCGCAUCACGCGGGGAAGAGGAAGCUCGCACCACUAAUGAGACUCUCGUUGCUCAGUCGAAACGUCUAUGGGGGGAUUUCUUCUUCGCCGCUUUGAGCAAAGCUAAGGUGAUAGGCGCAGAAGGGGAGGCGCCGUCUGCUCGGAGGGCUAACGAGCGAAGCGGCACAAAUGAUACACCCGGUGAGGGGAAGCACACCCAUUUAAAGGGCCAACAAAAAACAACCCCCGAUGAGAAUGAAAAGAAUAUAAUUAGACAGCUAGUCGGGCCCAAACACACAUACAUGUAUGACGAGGACACCAUUUGGCACCACACCUACAUCAGCUAUAGGAGUAACAUGAUGGGGCUGCUGCACCCUGGCAGGGAUGUAGGAGCUUAUCUCCAAAGGAGCGUCAAAGGGAAGGCACGCCCUGCCAAACAAACAGGGAAAAAGGCCUCCCACGAAGCACAUAAAAAGGAAAGCACCAUACGGUCAAACAUUGCGCAAAUUAGAAGGGAGUACAUUCAGCAGAAGGGGGAAGCGAACAGGGGAAGUCACCCUAAUGAGGAAGUUAACCCCGGUGGGACUCACUCUGGGGAGACAACCUAUUCACUGCCUCAAAUCACCACGAAGUCCCUACCCGAUGAGCUGCUCUACAAUGAGGACCUCCUAAAAAAGUUGUUCCAGAGCUUCACCUCCAGCUACUACGAGCGCUUUAAAGAAACUCUCUUUGAGCACCUGCUGAAGGCCAAAAUGAAAUCCGAAAGAGAGUGCACCAAAUGGUGCCAACAAAUGGGGGUAGACUCAUUCGAGGAGCAGCUCCGAAGAGACGAUGAGAAAAUAAAAGAGGUGGCCGUCAAGCUGGAGGAAAAAUUUAAAACAAAUAAAGAAGCGUUUGAAAACGCUUCCCAAAAGUUGUCCCUGCUGGUGAGGGAGUACGAGCAGGUGACGAAAGAAGACUGGGGGGAUUACCAAAAGUUUAAAGACUCCAUAAGGCAGGUGGAGCACACGCUCGACGGGGGGGGAAGCGGCGGCGGCAACGGUAGCGGCAACGGUAGCGGCAGCGGCAACGGCAACGACAAUGACUGCGAUGAUGCGCUCCCCAGCAGGUACGCCCACCUCGUGGAGACGCUCAAAGCCAGCUUCAAAUCGCUCAGGGAGCACCUCCUACGUGGCGAGAAAAAACUAAGGGCGGAAAUUAAAAGGGUAGAAACGUACUCCACUAUGCUCAUUAGGACCGGCCAAACCAACGUCGAUUUGGGGACAAUUGAAACUGUUUUGUGUAACUCAAAUCAUCUUCUCCUUUCCGUUCGCCAGAAGAGACAAGACGUCGAAAAUGCCUUUAAUGCCAAUGUGUAUAUCUUUAAUAACAAAUUUAGGGCCAUCUCCAGCAGAACCGUCAACAGGGGGACCCCAUCUGGAACGGCACCACCUCCAACAGACAGACAAAUGAUUCACUAUUUAAUUGCAAAAGAGGAAAUAAAAAACAACCUCCUCAUUUUUUAUCUCCUCGUUUAUCAAAUCAGGGUGUGCAUGGGGCAGUCCGGCGGAGAAGGCGAAGAAAGUGGGGGAACGCCACAUCCCGGGGAGCGCAAGGCGGGGCAGCCGGCAUACACGUUUAGGCAGUCCCUCAAGGUGGAAAGGUCGCCCCGGGGGGAGAGGGCGGCAAAAGCGGCGAAGGCGGUGAAGGCGGCCAGCCUUGUUAGUGCAGCAAGCCCCCUUAGCGCGCUUCUCCCCGUUAACGCUGUGAACGGGGCCAAGUUCCCCAAUGGGGCCUCACCGCAGACCCCCCAGGACAAAUUCCCCCGCGUGCAGAACUGCAUCUACCAAAUCGGCACCUUCCGAAAAAUACAAAAAAUAUACCAGCUGGACUUAGCACGGGAGGACUCCCUUGUGAGUAACUUUUUCCUCUCUCGCCUGAUAGGCCCGCAGCUGCCCCACUUGGUGUUCUGCAAAGGUACGGGUAUGCAGGAGAGCCCGGAUGACUGCCUCACCUUUGGGCUCUUUAACAACCGGGGGAAAGAACAACCAGGGGAGAAAGGGAUCGACCAACUGGGAAAGCAACCGGCCGCGGAGGGGUCUUCCUGCGAGACGGUUCCACUGGAGAAGUGCCCCCCUAAAGCGGACCCUGGGGACGAAAUUGAAACCAGCGCCUCCAACACAAAGCCGAUCGUCAGCAGCGCAGAGAGAGGCACACCCAGUGGGGGGAAGGUAAAACGGAGCGGCAAGGGAACCUCCGAAGGGGAGAAGCUCACUCGGAUGAGCAAGGAGACAGACCCACAGGAAGGGAACCGCGGAAAGAAAGGCGAGCUUCACAUCUCGAAUGAUCACCCCCCUGAUGCGUCCUCCUACGGAGAGAAUGAACUCUUCCGAAAGGAAUAUCUCGAUGUGAAGUUCUUUCUCUACACAUGUGCGUAUAUCAUCCACCUAAUAAGCAACGUCAUCCAAACAACUCCACCCAAGGGUUCCCCCAAGGGUCCCCCCAAGGAGAGACAGCCAACCUACAGCCACUCGCUAUUCAUCUCAUACGACCUCUCACAUGCCAUAUAUAAGAGUAACUUAUUGAUAGAUAAGAUAGAAAAUAAGAAGGUCCAAAUGACCGAUCUAGUGGUGAACAAGAAGGCCAUGUCCCCUUUGGUAUUUUGUGCUGACCAUAUCUCCCGCAGAACGGAGCUCAUUCACUUGUUUAAAUUUGAAAAGGAGACCGUGGCGAAGCUGUUCGAGAGGACUUUCGCUCAACUACGCGGUUUGCAUUUCGUCAGCGGAAAUGAUACGCAUGUUAGGAAGAUACACAGCGAGUAUGCGGACGACCUGACCACCCUGGCCACCUACUUGAAAGCCCUGUCGAAGAAAGCCGCCUACUUCACCUUCCGCUGCAUCUAUAAGCGCCACGAGGCGCUCUCCACCGAACGAAUAAACACCAUGCAAAAAAACCUCCUGCAAGCAUUUAAAGAGUUAAAUGAGAGGCUCAAAGUUACAGACACCGGCGAGAGCACAGCUAGCCACGUUGCAAAGAGGAAAGAAGCCAUCAAGUCCCUAUUACACUCAUACGUUGCAGCGAUAAGGGGCAUGCUAACCAGCCACCUCAGCUACCUGCACGCCAACCUGAGCAACAACGCCAUUUUCUUUGUUCACUUGUUGAGUCUCUUGCCCGCGGGUCCUCCCUCGAGUGGAAGCGGCCCCCACGGUGGAGACCCUCCCCCAGAGAAGGCGAACGGAAAAGGGGCGUCAAACGCAAGAGCGGCAAACGCAAAGGGAGCGACCAACGUGGCCUUCCUCAAAAUCCACCACGUAGACAUCUCCGCUGACUACGACCUGAGCGACAUCGCCAAAAAGAUCGACAAGGCGUACGGCCCCACGGGCCACCAGGGCCAAGCGGACAGCGGCGCGAAGCGGAAGGCCGGCGCGGAGGUGCUCUACCUGCCCUACAGCGAGGAAAACCUCUACGUUGCGAAGAAAUUGGAGAACAAAAUGGACAAGUAUAGGGGAAAGCUGUACGCGCACAUGGCCGAGGCGCUAGACGGGAAGAAAAAGGAGGUGAUCAAACUGAUUUCCAGCGAUGUGAAGGAGCACCGGAGGUACUACGAGUGA
Plasmodium vivax (malaria parasite P. vivax) is the source of this 5970-nucleotide messenger RNA. RefSeq lists its product as hypothetical. The record is from RefSeq and is a predicted model, not a curated record. The coding region runs from base 1 to 5970 and encodes 1989 amino acids. NCBI's taxonomy places the organism in Eukaryota, Apicomplexa, Aconoidasida, Haemosporida, Plasmodiidae. The transcript is spliced from 6 exons.